AUGGCUGCAUUUGAACCGUGGCUCUCGCACAUGUCGCCUCCUCGCAUGCAGCGCGGCGACACGCUGGACUCGUCCUCCCUCCACCCCCCGUCAACCCCCUCGCGCAACGAUGGCUCCGCGACGAACACAACCUAUGCCGCCUUCUCGCCCGCGACGCUAAGCACGACCACCCCGAGCGCCACCUCAGCCGCCAAGAGGAGGAGCACCAUCCUCGUACACCAGAAGUCGCCGCUGCUGCUUGCGACGCCGCCGCAGAUAACGCGCGCGCUAGCAUAUAGCCACCCGUUUCUGCUGCCGCUGAAUCGGCUCGUGGGCCUGAUAACAUGGACGACCGGCGACCCGUGGGAGAGCUUCCUCCUGGUCGCGGCCUUCUGGGCCGCAGUGCUGUACGGGGACAUCAUAAUACGCACCGCGGGGCCCGUCGUGCUGGUGCUGGUCCUCAUCGGCGGCAUGUACGGCCGCCGCUUCAGUCCGUUGAGCAGCAGCGGCUGGAGCGAGCCCGGCCUUGGCUCGGCGGACGGGUCGGCUUCCGCCUCCGAGGCAAAGGGUGCCAAGGCCACGCGGAAGAGUAAGAAUCUGAAGGUCGACGGGCUGCCGGACAGAAAUGCCAAGGCUAGCAACGGCAGCGCGGGAGCCGGGGCCGCCGGCGGAGCCGGGGGAGCCGCUGGCCAUAAGAGGAAUCAGGGGUCGAUAUCCGAAGUCACAAACACGCGGCAUCAGAAGACGCUGGACGAGAUUGUUGAGACGCUGCGAGAGUUCACAGCGAGGUGUAAUAUCCUGCUGGAGCCGCUGCUCGAGCUGACCGACUUCCUCAGCACCCAGCGCACGCCGACGUCGGCCACCACGCGGCCGGCACUGACCACGCUUUUCGUCCGCAUCCUCCUCUGCACGCCCUUCUGGUUCUGCCUCACCCUACCGCCGCUCCGCAUCAUCACCACCCGCCGCGUCAUCCUCAUCCUGGGCACCAUCCUCCUAACCUGGCACGCACGCGUCAUCCGCGUCACGCGUGCCAUUCUCUGGCGGAGCGCAACCAUCAGGAGGGUCCUGGCCCUCGUCACGGGCCUGCAGUUCGAGGGGCUUUCGAAGACGCCGUCCGCAUCCUUAGCCGUCGCAACCGGCUCGGCCGCCAGCAGCGCGGCCUCCUCGAACAAGGCCAAAUCCUCAUCUAGCUCCGGACCCGGCAAAGCCUCGCGCGAAUCGGAGCUCACCAAGGCGCUGCGACGUGCCCGCGGCGGCCGCGGCACCGGCGUCCGCUUUACCUUUAUCAUAUACGAGAACCAGCGACGGUGGAUCGCCCUGGGCUGGACGUCCAGCCUGUUCGCGUACGAACGGCCUGCCUGGACGGACGAGAACAACAACCCGGUGCCGCCGCGGCACGAGUUUGAACUCCCCGAGGUGGAGGACGGGAGCAACAUGCGCUGGCAGUGGGCCGAAGGGUCAAGGUGGCGCGUGGAUGGCGUGCCGGACGAGGCGGUCAUGACGGGCGACAACGAAGAGGAGGAGUGGGACUACGACGGGCCGGGCGGGAGGAUGGGGUGGAUCUACUACGAUAACAAGUGGCAGAACGGCCGCCGCGGGCAAGACGGCUGGGGCCGCUGGACGCGCCGCAGGAAAUGGUACCGAGACGCCGAGCUCGUCGAGGCCGACGACGCCGCCGAGGAAGAGACCGCCAACGGCGCCGCCGCAGCCGCAGACCGAUCCCAGACUCCGACCCCCACCCCGUCAGCGCCCCCAAGACCACCAGGCCUCAACCCAACCCCGGCCGUCCCCACCGUCGACCUCACCCCCAGCUCCCCCGGCGCCGCCUCCUUCUCUUCCUCCUCCGCCUCCAACCAGCACCACGCACAUCCCCGCCGAUCGCCCGACGAGCGCGAGCAAGACGACGACCGCCCCGCAGCCCAGCAGGACACGGCCUCGCUGCUCUCGACCUCGAGCCGCUCGGCCCGGUUCCGCCCGCCGUCCCUGCGCCGCCGCGUCACCGACGCCUCGCUGCGCAGCGCGCGCGGCAGCGGCGGCGGCAGCAGGCGCGCCAGCGUGUCGCUCGCUGCUGCCGACGCCGCCGAGGACGACGACGCCGCUGUCCUGGACACGCGCGCGCGCCUCGCCCUGCACGAGGCCCCUGGCACUGAGGUGGGUAGUUGGGGGGUUGGGGAGGAGGUGCGGAUGGGGUUGGAGUAG
Messenger RNA from Thermothielavioides terrestris NRRL 8126, 2178 nucleotides. RefSeq lists its product as uncharacterized. NCBI's taxonomy places the organism in Eukaryota, Fungi, Ascomycota, Sordariomycetes, Sordariales, Chaetomiaceae. The coding region runs from base 1 to 2178 and encodes 725 amino acids. Gene Ontology annotation, cellular component: peroxisomal membrane. Gene Ontology annotation, biological process: peroxisome organization. The record is from RefSeq and is a predicted model, not a curated record. The transcript has 3 exons.